Ogataea haglerorum is the source of this 957-nucleotide messenger RNA. RefSeq lists its product as uncharacterized. Gene Ontology annotation, molecular function: histidinol-phosphatase activity. The record is from RefSeq and is a predicted model, not a curated record. The transcript has a single exon. Bases 1 to 957 code for a protein of 318 amino acids. Gene Ontology annotation, cellular component: cytoplasm. Gene Ontology annotation, biological process: L-histidine biosynthetic process. Lineage: Eukaryota; Fungi; Ascomycota; Pichiomycetes; Pichiales; Pichiaceae.
AUGGUUCACUCUCAUCAUUCCCAUUCAGGCCAAUACGUGUCGCACGCCGUGGACAACUUGGAUGACAUUGUUUCCAGGGUAAAGGAUAUGAACUUUGAGGUGUUCUGCCUCACAGAACACGUUCCUCGAUACGAUAACAGAUUGAUGUAUCCCGAGGAGAUAGAUAAAGGAUACACCGUUGACUCGUUAGUCGAAAACUUUGAGAAGUAUUACACGCAUGCGCGAUCCAUCCAGAAGACCGUCAACACGGAUCGCUCUUCCAGGCUGAAGAUCUUGGUUGGUUUUGAGACAGAAGGAGGAAUAGACGAAUUCCAUCUAAAUAAAUGUCUGCAAUUCAAGCGGGAAUUGAGGCCCGACGUAAUUGUUGGAUCCGUUCAUCAUCUGAAGGGGAUUGAUCUGGACUUCAAUCGCGAAAAAUGGCUUGAGGCGAAAGGAGAUCUUACGUUGCAGGCGUUCUUCCUGACGUAUUUCAAGCAACACCAGGUAAUGGUGAAGACGCUCGAACCAGACAUCAUUGGACAUUUCGACCUGAUUCGUCUAUUUUCUCUCCCCGAUGACAAGUGUGAAGAUACUGGGAAACAACUCAAAGACAUCAACAUGGAAACAGACUGGCCCGAGGUCUGGAAGGUGAUUACAGAGACGGUAGAGUUAAUUGUCUCGCAAGGAGGUCUUGUCGAACUGAAUACUGCUGCAAUUCGCAAAGGCUGGACAACUACGUACCCGAGAGACGACCUGUUCCAACUGAUUCGCAAAAAAGGUGGCAGAUUCUGUCUUAGUGACGACUCUCAUGGAGUCAAACAGGUGGGCCUCAACUAUGAGAAGGCAUUGAAACACCUGCAGGAACUUGGCCUAGACAAGCUAUACUACUUGGAUUUGGACGUUUCUGGCACUCCCUUUAUUAAUAGUCGCACUCUGGAGGACAUCGCAGCUGACCCUUUCUGGAAUAAUUACACCUGA